AUGGGAGAAUAUAACAUUACUCAUAUAAUAGAAAUAAAUUGCUCCAAAGAAAAAUACAGUAAUAUUUUAUAUAAAUGUUUAUCAAGUGAUGAAUCACUGAAGCAAAAUCAAAUGUUUAAACAUGCAAUUGUAUAUGGAAACAAAAUAAAAAUAGAAUUGCAGAGUAAUACAUAUGAAGAUAUAAGAUAUAAAGCUAAAAACAUAUACGAUUAUUUACAUUUUUUUUUUAAAACUGUAGAAACAUUUGCCUAA
Messenger RNA from Plasmodium relictum, 252 nucleotides. Its product is annotated as conserved Plasmodium protein, unknown function. The record is from RefSeq and is a predicted model, not a curated record. The transcript is spliced from 3 exons. Bases 1 to 252 code for a protein of 83 amino acids. NCBI's taxonomy places the organism in Eukaryota, Apicomplexa, Aconoidasida, Haemosporida, Plasmodiidae.